AUGAACUUCCAAUCACGCGUAUCCUCAACCAUCGUUCACGAACUCCUCUUCGCCGACGACUGCGCCCUCAACACCACCCCGGAAGAGGACAUGCAACGGAGCAUGGACCUCUUCUUCACAACCUGCGAGAACUUCGGCCUGGUCAGUAACACGGAUAAAAAGGUGGCCCUGCAUCAACCGCCACCAAACGCAGCUACUCUUCACAAUGCACCUCGGAUCAGCGUGAACGGAACCCACCUGCAAGGGGUGGGCAACUUCCCGUACCCGGGCAGUAACCUCUCCCGCGGCACCAAAAUUGAUGACGAAGUCACCCGCAGGAUUUCGAAGGCCAUUCAAGCCGUCGGUUGCCUUCAACGUACAGUUUGGAAUCAUCAUGGUAUCCAACUCAGUACGAACCUGAAGAUGCACAAUGUCGACAUCUUCCCGGCGUUGCUGUACGGAGCGAAGACUUGGACGGUGUACACGAAGCAGGCACGCCGGCUGAACCAUUUCCACCUCAGUUUUCUUCGCCAUAUCCCGAGGCUGAGGUGGCAGGACCGAAUCCCCGACACAGAUGUACUGGAACGGACGGGAAUUAUCAACAUCUACACUAUGUUGGGACAACUACAACUGCAUUGGGGCGGCCAUCUAGUGCUGAUGGAAGACGAGCGGCUACCAAAUCGACUCUUCUAUGGAGAUGUCGCCACAGGUUCUCACCGGCAAGGAGGCCAAAUCCGCCGCUACAGGGAUACUCUGAAAUCCUCCCUGAAACAUCUGCAAACCAGUCCGACCAACUAG
Molecule: messenger RNA, 777 nt
Organism: Spirometra erinaceieuropaei
Lineage: Eukaryota; Metazoa; Platyhelminthes; Cestoda; Diphyllobothriidea; Diphyllobothriidae
Source: the annotation of a GenBank genome assembly